ACACCAUCAAACAUCAGAAGGACAAGGACACAGGGAGUGGUGCGAACGGCCGAACAUUAAAAGCACCAUAAAGAAACAGAAAAGACGAUCGUCUAAGAACUGAAAGAAAGGACUCAUGAUGCGACUUACAAGGCUGCUCAUUGCCUGCAUUCUAACUGAACUGACUCUUUCAGUACAAGCUUUGGUGAGUGUCAUCAACGUUACAGCCGAGUGCGACAAGCAGGUUGCAAUGAGCUGCAACGUGUCAACAUCGAGGGACGGGCUGUCAGUCAAACAUAUGGAAUGGUCCCAAAACCACAAGCCUUUGUGUCAAUUGGACAGCGGGGGGAAAUUGAGCCACCACAGAAACAUAAAAAGUGACUUCCGCUGCAAGUAUGAAAAAGGUCAGCUGUCACUCAUCUUUGCAAAAGUGCAGCCGGAGGACAGCGGCGGUUCAAACCGCUACAUGUGCAAACUCCACUCCAACAGGGGCAUUUCGCAUGCAUACAGCUGGAUAGAGCUGCAAGAGUGCUGUGGGGCAGUCAAGGGUGGUCUGUCCACCAACGGUCCGGUCUGCACGUUCAGCAACGUCUACCCCGAUGCGGAUGUUUUCUGGUCUUCCCAAAGUGAAUCACCUGUGAAGCAAAGUACAUUUAAAAGUAUUGAGGCAGGAGGCUGGUUGACCAUCCGCAGUCAGCUGGAAUGGACUUCAAAUGGGCCGUUCAACUGUUCCCUGAGGAGCAUUAAAUCCGGAAGACACAUUGAAUGCAAUGUGUCAGAGAAUGCUGAAUUCAUAUACGGGUACGGACAGAGACCUCAGGGAUUCACACGCAUGGUCGGGAAUGGAGCAGGAUCACUUGAACAUUUAAGGACAAUUGUGUUCAUAUCAAUCAUACUGCUGUCAUGCAAAAAUGUUUUUUCCUAAGUAAUUGCACUUCCACUUUCUGGCGAGUGUAAAGCUAUUUCUGAGGUACAGGAUUUUUGUAAUAAAGAGCCAAGGAGCAUU
Doryrhamphus excisus (bluestripe pipefish) is the source of this 985-nucleotide messenger RNA. RefSeq lists its product as uncharacterized. NCBI's taxonomy places the organism in Eukaryota, Metazoa, Chordata, Actinopteri, Syngnathiformes, Syngnathidae. The record is from RefSeq and is a predicted model, not a curated record.